Camelina sativa (false flax) is the source of this 430-nucleotide messenger RNA. Its product is annotated as small ribosomal subunit protein uS14z/uS14y/uS14x. The record is from RefSeq and is a predicted model, not a curated record. Gene Ontology annotation, cellular component: ribosome; cytosolic small ribosomal subunit. NCBI's taxonomy places the organism in Eukaryota, Viridiplantae, Streptophyta, Magnoliopsida, Brassicales, Brassicaceae. Gene Ontology annotation, biological process: cytoplasmic translation. Gene Ontology annotation, molecular function: structural constituent of ribosome; zinc ion binding.
AAUUUUUUGGUCAUUUAUCGUCUCUUUCUCUCGCCGUCGCCGCACAUCUCGUUCGUUUUUUUCAACCAAUACUAGCUUCUCAACAGUGAGCAGAGCAGUGGACGAUCGAUCAUGGGUCAUUCCAACGUGUGGAAUUCUCAUCCGAAGAAAUAUGGUCCAGGGUCUCGCACCUGCCGUGUGUGUGGAAACUCGCAUGGAUUAAUCCGCAAGUAUGGUCUCAACUGCUGCAGACAGUGCUUCCGUAGCAACGCCAAGGAAAUCGGUUUCAUUAAGUACCGUUGAUGAUCCAUGUUGUUUACACAGGAGCAUCGUGUCUUUUGGGUUUUUUUAAAAACUUUAAGCUUUUGAUCUUGUAAUUGAUUUAUCUUGCAUUGAACUAAUCUGACAAGCCUUUUUAGCUCUUGAAUCUAUGAAUUACCUUCUUUGACUA